GAAGGAAAGGGAGAGGAGAGGGGUGUUGGGAGACUGGAUAUGGGACGGUAUACGCCUGCGUUGGAUGAGGAUGGGGAAAGGGAGUUGAACGAGCUGAAAGAUGAGAUGGAUGUGCUGAAAUUGUCAAGAUUUAGGCAAACGAUCUUGACACACGGCGUUCAAGUCCUACUUCUCAAGCUCCUCUCCGACCUGGAGACAAACUCGAGCGAAAUGGGCCGAAGUCGUGUUCAACGACAGCUUAGCGAAAUUCAGAAACAAUUGGGGAGCGUGAUGAUCGCGGGAGUGGAGACGGAUAUGGAGAGGAGUGAGUACAUGGAACGUUUGGAACGGCGAGGGGAGAGAGCACAAGUACCGCGGGGGGUGGGAAGAGGAAGAUGAGGGCGGCGGAGAGCAAGGGCGAUGGAGAGGAGGGAAGGAGGAGUGUGAAAAAGGCAAAGGGGGGUCAGUCGAGUUCGAGCUCGUUGAACCUGCCGUUUGGGGUUUGAUUACCUGUUUGCAUCGUUCCGUCACUGGCCCAUCGUGUGUUAGAAUAAUGUAAGUAGGCCCUAUCGCCAUUGACGGGGA
Messenger RNA from Laccaria bicolor S238N-H82, 564 nucleotides. RefSeq lists its product as uncharacterized. Lineage: Eukaryota; Fungi; Basidiomycota; Agaricomycetes; Agaricales; Hydnangiaceae. The transcript is spliced from 2 exons. Bases 40 to 378 code for a protein of 112 amino acids. The record is from RefSeq and is a predicted model, not a curated record.